UUGGGAAAUGCGUACCGCCGCGGUCACUACGGCCUCGUGAAAUCCGAUAAGAAAGCCGCGAAGAUUUGGAAGCGCGCCGUGGAGCUCGGCGACGUGGAGUCGAUGGCACUUCUUGCGCAAUUGCACGAUACUGGAAGUGGCGUCAAGCUGGACAAGAAGAAGGCGAUGAAGCUGUAUCUCGCGGCCGCAGAUCGGGGCUACGCGGUCGCGCAAUUCAAUAUAGGGGUUUUGCUUCGUCGUGAGAAGAAAGUUGAAGAAGCGUUCCAGUACUACGCGCUCGCGGCGGAUCAAGGUUUUGCCUCUGGAGAGAACAACCUUGGCGUGUGUUACAUGGAAGGAGUCGGCACGGAAGUCGACCUCGGCAAAGCCAGAUACUGGCUCGAGCGCGCCGCUGCCAAGGGCUACGAGACAGCUAUACAGGCCCUCGCGCACCUCGACGCGCGAGUAUAG
This is a messenger RNA of Aureococcus anophagefferens, 450 nucleotides long. RefSeq lists its product as hypothetical. Gene Ontology annotation, molecular function: protein binding. The transcript has a single exon. Lineage: Eukaryota; Pelagophyceae; Pelagomonadales; Pelagomonadaceae. The annotation marks the transcript as partial. The record is from RefSeq and is a predicted model, not a curated record.